AUGAAUUAUCAAAUUGUAAAAUAUUUAACUUCCUCUUCGGAUGGUUUCAUCAGUAGUAGUAGUAGCGGAGGCACCUCUGGAAUUCAUUCUUCAAAUUCUUCUUCACUCGAUGAGGAUUCUGGUCUAGAUUUCAACAUGUCUUCACAACAAUUAGUAGCCAUGAUUGUUACGAAAGAACGAAUUACAAAAGUUUUGAAAAAAGUAUUGUGUCAUUCUGAAAAGGAAUUGAAUUUGAGAAUUUCGGAAGGAUGGAAAUUGAGACAUUUGAAGUGUCCGUAUUUGUUGGAAAUUGAGGAUGUGUUUUUUGAAAAGUUUAACAUGUCGUCGGUGUUGUUGUUGAAUCAACAAGGUUCUACUCGUGUGACUUUUGACAGCAAUCAUAGUGUCAAUUCUGUCACAGGUCUCCAGUCAGAAUCUUCGUCAUCCUCUCAGCAAAUACAACAACAACAGAAUCAUACGUCCGAUGAGUCCUCUUCUUCUUCAUUGAAUGAUUCUCUCACGUCACAUUCUCAAAAAUAUUGGAUUUGUUUUUUAAUGGAAUACUUUAAGAAUGGAGAUUUAAAUCAAUAUAUCAAACGAAAAUUUAAACAAAAAGAACAAUCGAAUUCAUUGAAUGCAUCUUCUCCAACAAGUCAACAUUUAGGUUCUGUAUUUGAAGUCAUUAGUCGAGACCAACUUUUACAUUUCAUGUUGCAAAUUGCAGAAGGAGUUCAGUAUUUACAUCACGAAGGAUUUGUGCAUUUGGAUUUGAAACCGCAAAACAUUUUUGUUACCAAUGACGAACAAUCGAUCAAAAUUGGAGAUUUUGAAACAUUGCGAAAACUUGAUUUCAAAGUACAAGAUGAAGCAAAAGAAAUUCAAAAGAUGAAAGAAUCUGGAACGAGUAUCCAUGAUCCCUAUGCUUUUGUUGAAUCUCUGUCUUUCCAUCACGCAUCAUCCUAUAAUUCAGAUCAAAAACUUUAUGGAACUGUGAAAUAUUGUUCUCCUGAAAUGAUGUCACAAGAACCAUUUGGUUACUCGACAGACAUGUGGUCUCUCGGAUGUGUAUUCUUUGAAAUGAUUUUUCAAGUAUUGAAUCGACAAUUUUACAUUGAGGUCUUUCAGAAUAAUCAUUUUUUUGCUCAAUUGACUCAACAAAUUACAGAGUGUGUUCCAAACGGCGAGGAGUUGGCAAAACUCAUUUGUCGAUUACUGGAUCCAGUUCCUUCCAAUCGGCCAACUGCUUCUCAAACUGUUGAAAUUUUAAAGACAAUUAUUGGAUCGAAAGCAACACUUCCAAAUUCCAGAGCUCGUCACAGUAUGGCCAACGCGAGAAGAAACACUGCUAUUCCAUCCAAAACAAUAACUCAAAACUUUUACCAGAAAUUUUUAUUACGUUCUCAAUCGAACAAGACAAGCUUGAAACCUUCGUAUUGGGAAGAAUUUUCAAUUAUUCCAAAAAUUGCAUACGAAUCUCUCACGUCCAACGAUGUCAAACAAAUCAAACAAUUUUUAGAGAGGAAACAAACCGUGACACCUCCAGAGCUUUCUUUAUUUGAUCAAUUCUCGAAUUUUUAUGUCAUGAAACAAGAUAAGAAGCAAUUGCUGUUUGGAAUUUCUCUCAACAAGCUCAUUGAGAUGAUUACCGUCACUGAACAUCGACUCUAUGAUGCAAUCAAAGAUGUUCGUUUUAGAGAAUAUUCAGAUGUCGCUAAUGAUUAUUUUGAAGUUUUUGGUGAAGAUUGUAUUCGACCUGAAGCAAAUAUUGAAAACAAGGAGUUAUUCAGAAAGACAUUCUUUGUCGGCUAUUUACAUUUACUCUCUCCAGAUGGUCUUUUAUUGAAAAUAUUUGAAAGAUUAAGCUUGCCAUUAAUGCUCCUUCUGAAAAGUUACAAUUUAGACAAGGUGACCACUGCAACUGGCGGUACGAGUAUUUUGGAAGAAUCCAUCGGUGAACACAUUGAAAGAAUUACAAGAACCAUGUCUCAAUUAUUGAAUCAUAUUGAAUGUUUGGAAAUUAUAAUUUGCUGUUUUGACAUGCUUCGAUUUUGGAUUUCCAAUUAUCAAUAUCAAUGGAAUUCAAACAUGUUAGAAUUUCUGAGCAAGAUUGUGGAACAAGUCUCUGUGAUUGGAAAAUUGAAGAAAACCGAUCAUUCCAAAUUGCCAGAACCAACCGUCUUCCUCAGCAAGAUUAACAACAUUUUAGAAUUGAGUCAUGUCUUGCUCGAUCAUGUCCACAAGAAGCAAAAACUAGCCAAUUACAAAAAAUCUCUCAAAAAGAAAGUUGGAAUUAAGGAAUAUAUGGAAUUUGCAUCGCUCGAAGUGGAAGCCAGUCAAAACAACAAGGUGAGCUCGUUUGUUAAAAACAAAUUAUCGAAUUUUGUGACAUCUACGGACUCUAGCGGUGGCUAUCGAAAGAAAUCUCACUUUGAUAUGGACGAUGAUGAAUUUAGCUCUCCACACGACAAGGAAGAUGAAGAAACUUCAAGUGGAUCAACAGGAGAAUUCUUUUACUUUUACAAAACCAUUUAUACAGAUUCUUCCAAAUGUCCAAGACCUGUCAUUCCACAAAAUGUAUUUUCAGCAUCUCUCAGAUGGGUCGACGUGUCACCUCUCGAACUUGCAAGACAAAUCACAAUUGUGGAUCACUUUUUCUUUAAUGAAAUUUCAAGUGUGGAAUUUUUAGAUUAUACUUCAUUCACACUCAAUAAUUGCAAGAAAACUCAAGGACAUUUAGAUUUCAAUUUACUCAAUACUGGUUUUAGAACUCAAUUUUUCAAAAUGAGUUGUCCGAAAUUGUGUAAAUUUUUAGAACUUGUUCAUGAUCGUGUGAAUUGGCUCAUUUUAGAUAUUUUGGACAAACCCCAUAUCAAAGAUCGAGUUGAAAUGAUGAACAAGGUGAAACACAUCAUUGUUGAAUUAUAUACACUUCAAAACUAUGCCAGUGCUCAUGCCAUGGCCACCAUGUUCACACAUCCUGCCAUUAAGAAUCAUUUACAAUUUACACUCUUGGAUGCUAAAAAGAAAGAAAAAGGAAAUUUCAAUCACAUGUUUAAACAUGUCAUGAGAGUGUUGGGAAAUCCAAAACAUCAUCAUGCAAUUUUGUGGGCACAACAACAACAACAACAACAGAAACAACGAGAUGAAUUAGUCACUUAUCAUUCGAAUGAGAAUUCUAGAGAAAGUUCGAUAUCGAGACCCAAUUCCACAAAUUCCACAAAUUCACAUGAUUCAAAGAUUAUUCCCAUCAAGAUUGGACAAACUCGAUUCAGUACUUGUUCGACAUUUAGCACCUUACAUGUGCUGUCACAUGCCAAUCAUCACAACGCUUCUCAGAAUAUUUCAUUAUUGUCAACAACCUCGAACAGUCCUUCCAAACGUCCUCAAAUUCGAAAAAGCAAUGCUGCAGACAGUGACCAUAUGAAUGAUCAUUCCGACGAUGAAGACGGCGAUGAGAAUAAUAAUCAAUUAGAUUCUGAAUAUUCUGUAUUUAUUGAAAAUCAAUACGAACGAAAUUCCAUUUCAACUCAAAAUGAUGACAAGUUGUCAAAUUCGAAUGCUGCAUUUUCACACAUGCCAACUCCACCUCUUCUCCAUUUCAAGUCCAAAUACGAUUCCUUUUAUGGAUUUGACAUUCGAACAAAAUUUCACUAUGCUGACGUUUUAUUUGUCGAAGACGAAAGAUAUCAAAAUUAUAAUGACAUUUUUGAUGGAUGUCGAUUACCAGCCAUUCCAGUGGUUGAAGCUCAUUUGCGAGAAAUUAUGUAUAUUCAAAAUCAUUAUUCUGAUUGUUUACAUCAAGAGGAAUUGAAUUAUUGUUACUCGACAGAAAUUACUGAAAAUGUCAAACAUCAAAAUAAUAUGGUUCGUUGGGGAAAAUUCGAACAAGUCGCAGUUGCUUUGAAUCGAUUGGAAAAAUGUCGAGUAGAUUAUGCAUUGCAACCAGUUUUCCAAAUUCAAAUGUUAAUUCAAAAGCAACAACGAGAUACUGCCUUACUUUAUGGAUCCACGAGUAUGAUGAGUGUUGAACAUUAUAUCAAGCUUGCGAGAACAAGAGAACCAGUUGGAAGUUCACGAAAAGAUAUUUUGUAA
Messenger RNA from Naegleria lovaniensis, 4071 nucleotides. RefSeq lists its product as uncharacterized. Bases 1 to 4071 code for a protein of 1356 amino acids. The record is from RefSeq and is a predicted model, not a curated record. Gene Ontology annotation, molecular function: ATP binding; guanyl-nucleotide exchange factor activity; protein kinase activity. Gene Ontology annotation, biological process: small GTPase-mediated signal transduction; protein phosphorylation. Lineage: Eukaryota; Heterolobosea; Eutetramitea; Acrasida; Naegleriidae. The transcript has a single exon.